Ilex paraguariensis (yerba mate) is the source of this 486-nucleotide messenger RNA. The record is from the annotation of a GenBank genome assembly. Lineage: Eukaryota; Viridiplantae; Streptophyta; Magnoliopsida; Aquifoliales; Aquifoliaceae.
AUGAUCUGUAUCCCUGCCAAAGGGGCGGGGCUAAUGGCGGGAGCAGCAUCGUCGUGCAUCUUCUGCCAAAUAGCACUCUCUUCCACCUCCACCACUCUCAUCCACUCCGAUGAGAGAGUAGUUGCCUUUCAGGACAUCAAUCCUUCUGCAUUCAGGCAUUACUUAGUAAUUCCGAUAGAGCACAUUCCAACUGUCAGAGACCUCCACAGACGACCGGAAGAUUUUUCAUUGGUUAGUCACAUGUUCGACGUAGGGCAGAAUCUAUUACGCAGAGAUGCACCUGCAUCUCAUUCCAAGCAAUACAGAUUUGGUUUUCAUCAGCCUCCAUUUAACAGUAUUAACCAUCUCCACCUCCAUUGUUUGGCACUUCCCUUCACACCCAGAUGGAAACAUAUGAAAUACUGGUCUUUGGGGCCAUUUGUUGGAUUCAUCGAGGCUGAGAAGUUGUUGGAGAGGAUAAAGCCACUAUCUUCCAUUCCCUCGUGA